AUGUUUAUUUUGCAUCUUGUGUUUAGCUUGUGCACGUCUCUUGAGAAGGCUCUGUUAGAACAAGGAGAUGUGGAGAAUGCCAUCCGUCUUUGUGGAACAAAAGAAGGGCCUCUGGACUAUUUCUACAGUUACUUUGUUAAGAAGGUGUUUAUGGGGAAGUCUGAAGAGGCUCUUCUUGAUAUAGCCGGAUCCGAUAACUACAAGGAUGCUAGGAACAUUGUUCUUGGGGUGAUGUCCAUGGAAUCAGGGAAUACAAACGAGAGAGCAAAGCUUGGAGCAGAUCUACUCUGGAAUGUGGCAGUAAAGGUUUCCAGGAAAUAUCUGAGAAACCCACAUGCGUUUCUUGCCACAGAUGCUUUUGAGAAGCUCGAAAAGAACUCUCUGACAAAAAGAGGGAUAGGGAACAUAGUCACGAUGGUUUAUUCUGGAGAUGACAUAUCUGCAAGGCUUUUUCUGUCAUUGCUGGACAACCGUAAGAUAUACAUUGGAGACUAUAUUGAUGUGAUAGAGUUUCUUGGAAGAAAUGGAUAUGGAAGAGCGCUUGGCUAUCUUGGAGAGAUAUACUACCAUGGGAUUGGGGUGAAGAGAUCUCUGGACCAAGCCAUGUACUUCUUUUCAAAGGGCAAGGAAAUGCAGGACACUGUGGGGGCAUGUGGUGUCGGGAAGAUACUAAUGUCUAGCGAAUACAAAGACUACAAGAAUGCAAAGUCGGCAUUGUCAUUAGCAAACAGACUUGGACAGUCCGGGGAGGCAGAAUAUCUGAUGUACCUGCUUAUGAGUCGAAGGCCGGAGUAUGUACAUAGGGCCGGGCCCCACAUGGAUUCUGCUCUUAUGUAUGGAUAUCUUCCGGCAAUAUGCAGAGAUGGGGUCAACUACUAUACGAAUGGGCAGUACAUCAACGCCUGCAUCAGGUUCCACCCGAUUAUGGACUACUCCGAUAUUGUGUAUGACUUGAGAAAGAGGGCAGAGGCAAGCUUCAUAUCUCGCAAGUACAGGCAGUGUGUGAUGGCAUUGCUUAUGUGUGUGGAGCUUGGAUCUGUUUCUUCCAUAAGAAAUGCAAUAUACGUUUUGAAGAGACAUUAUGUUUUCAAGAGGCAAGAGCAUCUGCUCUUUGAACUAUAUAUGAAGCUUCUUAGAAAGGGGGACCAAGAUGUCAUCAAUAGGAUAGGUGAUGCUUACUUCUACGGAUCAGGGGUUGAAAAGUCGUAUAGAGAUGCAUUUGCAUUCUACAUAUCUGCGUCUCUUGCAAGAGAUCCCGAGGGGUGUUACAACGUCAGCUACAUGUAUGAGCAUGGAUAUGGGGUAAAGAAGAGCCUUCUGCUUGCCUACAAGUAUAUCCUAAAGAUCCGUUCUACAGAUGAUAUGUAUCUCCUUCUCCUGUACACACACAUUAGACUUUUCUUCAAGCUUAUUGCUCGUCUUUUGCUUAACAGGUACUCAAUCUCGAUAUGCAUAGGAGGCCUGGUGGUGAGAAGGAUAUAUAUUACCAAGAGAGCCGCACCAAAUGAACAGGAAACCAAGAAAGAUUAA
Messenger RNA from Encephalitozoon romaleae SJ-2008, 1530 nucleotides. RefSeq lists its product as hypothetical. The transcript has a single exon. NCBI's taxonomy places the organism in Eukaryota, Fungi, Microsporidia, Unikaryonidae. Gene Ontology annotation, molecular function: protein binding. Bases 1 to 1530 code for a protein of 509 amino acids. The record is from RefSeq and is a predicted model, not a curated record.